UAGUCCAACGCAAGAAUUAAAACCUAGUCAGCUUAAACGUUUCGACAACACACUCCGGAAUUUUGAGUCAGAAAUUAAGAAAUCUACAUAUUUUAAAAGUUUAUAUAAGGAGAAGAAAAGCAUUUUGGGGAUCACGUGAUGGCGAGCGCUGAGGAGGCCGUGGAUUACGAGCCGGAGGACGACGACCUUAUGGAUGAGGACGCCGCCGGCGACACCUCCCCUCAAGCCCCAAUGCCUAAGCUCAAAUCCGCCAUCACUGGCGGCGCUUCCACCUCUCUUUCUGGUCCUAAGAAGACCAAGGGCCGUGGCUUCCGCGAUGACGACGCCGACCGUCACUCCCGUCUAGCCUCCCGAGACUUCGAGUCUCUCGGCGCUGACGGCGGCCCUGGUCCCCAGAGAUCUAUUGAAGGAUGGAUUAUUUUGGUCAUUGGUGUACAUGAGGAAGCACAAGAGGAUGACUUGCACAACGCAUUUGGUGAAUUUGGUGAGAUAAAGAAUUUGCAUUUAAAUCUUGAUCGUCGCACUGGUUUUGUCAAGGGAUAUGCACUGAUUGAGUAUGAAAAGUUUGAAGAAGCAAAGAAUGCUAUCUCUGCAAUGGAUGGUGCAGAACUUCUUACUCAGACUAUGAAUGUUGAUUGGGCCUUUAGCAAUGGACCUAGUACUGGAGCCUUCAAAAGAAAAAAUAUGAGAUCAGGACGGACACAUCGCUCCAGGAGUCCUAGGAGAAGAUACUGACUUUUUGUGCUCUAUUUUGAGGGUGGAUUUAUAACAAGAGAUUUCGAGAUUUGAUACUUCAAAUUUACUGAAAUUGUGGAUUUGUAUUUGCUUGCCUGAUGCCCCAUCCUAUUUUUCUUGUAUGGUGUCUCAAGUGGUGCUUGUGCUUAGUUUUCAAAUGCGGCUUUUUGGCUUUAUAUUUAACAGCCUGGAGUAUUGCUGCUUGCUAUUGUGAUCAUCUUUUUAUUUCUGAGAUAUUAGUGAGACAUCUGUUUAUUAGAAACAUGUCUUUCAAAAGCAUUAUUAUGAUAAGAAAAUAAGGCUUACUGUCUUUAUUUUCAAUUGAUAAAAUCGUCUUCCACGACCUCCUCCAUUCUUUUGCAAGACCGAGAAUAAGACAACCGAGAAACAUUCUUUUAAAAUUCCC
Molecule: messenger RNA, 1141 nt
Organism: Durio zibethinus
Lineage: Eukaryota; Viridiplantae; Streptophyta; Magnoliopsida; Malvales; Malvaceae
Product: RNA-binding protein Y14-like
Biological process (GO): RNA processing
Cellular component (GO): nucleus; cytoplasm
Molecular function (GO): mRNA binding
Source: RefSeq, a predicted model, not a curated record